AUGUGGCCUCUCUGUUUUCUGCUUAACAAGCUUUUGAAAGUUGAUGAGAGGAAUCAGGGGAGAUCAGAAGUUCAUGGAGAUUCUUCUACUUCUGCCAGAUACAGCAAAUUGGAUCCUUUGGUGACUAAUGGAAAUUACAGAGAUGGAGGGUUGCCAUCCUCGUCCCACAUGGAAGUCCCUCAUGUGCAUCAGCUAGCUUCAUGGGAUUGCGGUCUCGCUUGUGUUGUUAUGGUUCUCAGAGCAAGUGGCAUCACAAGCUGCACUAUCGAGGAUUUGACUAAGAUAUGCUCCACAAAUAGCGUUUGGACUGUAGAUCUCGCAUAUUUACUGCAAAAGUUUUGCGUGGAAUUUUCCUAUUUCACAGUAACAUUCGGCGCAAAUCCAAAUUACUCCAUAGAGGAUUUUUACAAGGAGCAGCUCCCUGAAGAUCUGGUGCGUGUGGAUUUGCUCUUCAGAAAAGCACAUGAAUCUGGCAUUAUUAUACAGUGCAGAUCAGUUAGUAUUCAUGAGAUCUCUUGUUUGCUAUUGUCGGGGAGCUAUAUUGCCAUUGCAUUAGUUGACCAGGACAAGCUAAGCAAGUCUUGGCUGGAGGAAGUGAUUGUCGCUGGUCUUCACAACAGCAAUUCCAGCUACACAGGUCACUAUAUUGUGAUAUGUGGCUACGAUGCUGAUAGGGAUGAGUUCGAGAUCAGAGAUCCAGCCAGUUCCAAGAUACACGAGAGGAUAUCGGCAAAAUGCCUGGAGAAUGCUCGGAAAUCUUUUGGGACAGACGAAGAUCUUCUCUUGAUAAACUUGGAAAACAUCAAGAACCAGAAAGAAUGUUAG
Messenger RNA from Microthlaspi erraticum, 825 nucleotides. The record is from the annotation of a GenBank genome assembly. NCBI's taxonomy places the organism in Eukaryota, Viridiplantae, Streptophyta, Magnoliopsida, Brassicales, Brassicaceae.